Messenger RNA from Cygnus atratus (black swan), 1696 nucleotides. Its product is annotated as cytochrome P450 2J2-like. Bases 1 to 1467 code for a protein of 488 amino acids. The record is from RefSeq and is a predicted model, not a curated record. NCBI's taxonomy places the organism in Eukaryota, Metazoa, Chordata, Aves, Anseriformes, Anatidae. Gene Ontology annotation, cellular component: intracellular membrane-bounded organelle; cytoplasm. Gene Ontology annotation, molecular function: oxidoreductase activity, acting on paired donors, with incorporation or reduction of molecular oxygen, reduced flavin or flavoprotein as one donor, and incorporation of one atom of oxygen; iron ion binding; heme binding. Gene Ontology annotation, biological process: arachidonate metabolic process; xenobiotic metabolic process. The transcript has 9 exons.
AUGAUAAGUGUAAUACUACUAUCCCUAAUUUUGUUUCUUCUGGGUGUGCAGUUCCUGAAAUUGCAAUGGAAAAGUCGUGGAUUUCCUCCUGGACCAAUCCCACUUCCCAUCAUUGGAGGUAUCUGGCGGAUAAAUUUUAGAACUGAUCAUAGGAGCCUGAAGAAGCUAGCAAAAAUCUAUGGCAACAUCUGCACCCUGUGGCUGGGUCACAAACCUAUGGUGGUGCUUUAUGGAUUCAAAGCUGUGAAGGAUGGUCUCACCGUCAACUCAGAGGAUGUUUCUGGGCGACUACAGACCUUUGUAUUCAACAAAUUUUCACGUGGAAGAGGUAUCCUGGUCUCAAAUGGUCUCAUCUGGAAACAUCAGAGACGUUUUGGAAUUGCAACUCUCCGGAAACUUGGAAUGGGGAAUAAAGGAAUGGAACGUGGGAUACAAACCGAGGCCUAUCACUUGGUCAAGUUCUUCAAGGACAAAGAUGGAGAAGCUGUUGACCCUUCAUUCCCCAUUGUUCAUGCUGUCUCUAAUGUGAUCUGUGCUGUGGUCUUUGGACAUCGUUUCUCCCUGCAGGAUGAAACUUUCCGCCAGCUGAUUGAAGCAUACAAUUGUGUAGUGGCUUUUGGGAACAGCUACAGUUACUAUAUAUAUGAAAUUUUCCAAUGGCUUUUAGCAUGCCUUCCGGGACCUCUACAAAAAGUAGAAUCUUGCUGUGAUUUUGUUCGUUCUUUUGUAAGGCAGGAAAUCAAAAACCACAGGGAAAAAGGCACCAUAGAUGAACCAGAAGAUUUCAUUGACUUUUACCUGGAUCAGAUAGAGAAAGCUAACAGUGUCCCAGAUUCUACUUAUGAUGAAGAAAACAUGGUGCAGUCUGUUUUUGAUCUCUUCCUGGGUGGCUCUGAGACCACCGCUACCACUCUGCGUUGGGCACUGCUCUAUAUGGUGGCUUUUCCUGACAUUCAAGAAAAAGUCCAGAAAGAGCUGGAUGUCGUUCUGGGUUCUUCUCAUCAAAUCUGCUAUGAGGAUCGGAAGAAACUGCCUUAUACAAAUGCCGUGGUUCAUGAGAUCAUUCGCUUUAGUAGCAUUAUUUUAAUCACAAUUCCUAGAGAAGUAGUGAAAGAUACAACUGUGUUGGGGUAUCACCUUCCAAAGGGUACUGUGGUUAUGGCAAAUAUAGAUUCAACUCUUUUUGACCCUGAAUACUGGGAGACCCCUUACCAGUUCAACCCUGGUCAUUUCUUGGACAAGGAUGGCAAUUUUGUGACCCGAGAGGCCUUCUUAGCCUUCUCAGCAGGACACCGUGUAUGCCUGGGAGAGGUGCUGGCGAAGAUGGAGCUCUUCAUCAUCUUCUGCAGCCUACUGCAGACAUUCAAGUUCACCCUACCAGAAGGAGUUAAGGAAGUCAACAUGGACAUUAUCUUUGGGAGCACAAUGAAACCCCAUCCAUAUAAGCUCUGUGCCAAUCUUCGCUAGGUUGCAGUGUAUGACAGAUUUGAGGAAGAGGCACUGACACAGGCUUGCUAGUGCACCUCUUAUGUUCUUCAUUUCUAGCCCAGAUUCAGUGUCAGUCUGUUCCUGUUGUGUCACGUGUCUAAGAAGCUGGUCCUUAAAAAUAUUCUGUUUUUCCUUUUCCCUGUGUCUGGAAAAUCUAUGUAUGUUUUUCUUGUGUAUUAGAAAUGAAAUAAACACACAGAAAGUGGUU